Molecule: messenger RNA, 1754 nt
Organism: Juglans regia (Persian walnut)
Lineage: Eukaryota; Viridiplantae; Streptophyta; Magnoliopsida; Fagales; Juglandaceae
Product: syntaxin-32
Exons: 5
Coding region: 646-1662 (338 amino acids)
Biological process (GO): intracellular protein transport; endoplasmic reticulum to Golgi vesicle-mediated transport; vesicle fusion
Cellular component (GO): endomembrane system; SNARE complex; Golgi membrane
Molecular function (GO): SNARE binding; SNAP receptor activity
Source: RefSeq, a predicted model, not a curated record
CCCGGUCCCGGUGUUUCCAUAGGCGACGUUGUCUCUGGAUUUUCUUCCGGUUUUCCCAACCGGCUCGCUUUUUCCUCUAAUUUCCAUCACGCGCUUCGUUAUAAGUUAUAACUGGCACCGCCUUCUCGAUUUCGCAAAUCUUCGUUUUUUCGUCUUUGAUCUGGCAUCGUAUCAGACUUCAAUACCAUUCGCAAUCUUUCCGGGGACGGAAUUUCUUUCAUCCAGAUCUAGGGACUCGCUCUGUUCUUGAAAUUGGACGUUAUUUAUGAGAGUAAUAUUGAUUCCGCGGCUCUAGGUUUCAGAUCUCGCAUUUUGGAGGUGAAUUUCCUUGCGCUUAGCCUGAUUUCCUGUUCCUGACAGUUUGAUGAGAAAAUGUGUAGGGAAAAGAUUUUGAAGAUUUAGGCGGAUGGUAUCACCUAGAAAAUUGAUGGAAUUUGAGUAAACGAAAGAUUCGGAUCAGCCCGGCCCAGUAGUUUGUUUUUUGAAGCUCAAUUGGGUUUAUCCAUUUUUUUAGAGUUCAAAUAUAUUUUAUGAUUUAUCUGUAUCUGAAGGUCACUGAGGUUCCAAUCCAAAGAUCUGAGUGGAUCUCUGUGAUUUCAGGUGGUUAUGUUAUUGUGGGAAUUGCAUUUAAGGUGACUUGGGAAAAUGCAUGUCAAAUCUGCACAAUCGUUCCGGGAUCGGACACAGGAGUUCCAGAGUAUAGCUGAGCAGCUUAAGAAGUCUUUUUCAUCAGGGUCAGUGCCAGAUGGGCCGAGUAGUAGCUCAAAGUCAGAGGAACAACGCUCUGCGGUUGCGAUUCAGUCUGAGUUUAACAGGAGGGCUUCCAAGAUCGGGUAUGGGAUACACCAGACAUCGCAGAAGCUGGCAAAGCUAGCUAAGUUGGCGAAGAGGACUUCAGUUUUUGAUGACCCCACCAAGGAAAUCCAGGAACUGACGGUGCUUAUCAAACAAGAUAUUACUGCACUAAACUCUGCAGUGGUAGACCUUCAGCUUCACUGCAACUCUAGAAACGGGAGUGGGAAUAUCUCUAGUGAUACCAAUAGUCACUCAGCCACAGUUGUAGAUGACCUGAAAAAUCAGUUGAUGAGCACCACGAAAGAGUUCAAAGAUGUUCUCACCUUGAGAACAGAGAACUUGAAGGUUCACGAGAACAGAAGACAGUUGUUUUCUUCUACGGCUUCUAAGGACUCUACAAAUCCUUUUGUGCGUCAGCGUCCACUGGCUGCCCGGUCAGCUGCUAGUACCUCAAAUGCCCCUCCUCUGCCUUGGGCCAAUGGGACACCAUCCUCAUCUCAAUCGCUUCCUAGGAAGCAGAUGGAUGGAGAGAGUCAGCCAUUACUACAGCAUCAACAGCAACAACAGCAGCUUGUUCCAUUGCAAGACACUUACAUGCAGAGCAGAGCUGAAGCUCUUCAAAAUGUAGAGUCCACUAUUCAUGAGCUCAGCAGCAUCUUCAACCAGCUGGCUACCCUGGUUUCUCAGCAAGGAGAGAUUGCCAUCAGGAUUGAUGAGAACAUGGAUGACACUUUGGCAAAUGUGGAGGGGGCACAAGGGGCCCUGCUCAAGUAUUUGAACAGCAUAUCAUCGAAUAGGUGGCUGAUGAUCAAGAUAUUCUUUGUACUGAUCUUUUUCCUCAUGAUUUUUCUAUUUUUUGUGGCAUAGUCACUGCAGAGACAGACAAAAUUGAAAAGAAUGGAGGAAAUGUUGUGUGUUUUCACUGUGAUUAGCCAUAUAAUAUUCUUUUUCCUAUCCCA